Ostertagia ostertagi is the source of this 1023-nucleotide messenger RNA. The record is from the annotation of a GenBank genome assembly. Lineage: Eukaryota; Metazoa; Nematoda; Chromadorea; Rhabditida; Trichostrongylidae.
AUGAUUGGACUUCCCGAAGAUGAUCUUCGGCGACGUCACCCGUCCACAGCCUCUAAGUCAAGUAGCAAUGGCAGUUCGGCUUCCAAUGGUGCAGGAGGCGUCACCCGGAAACUCUCUUUUGCGCAAAUGAGAAAAGAAGAGUCAGCAAAAGGUAGUAGUUCAGGGUGGACCAAUUACAGAGGAUUUUUCAACCUAGCAAUGCUUUUACUGGUUGUUUCCAAUGGUCGUGUGGCGCUCGAAAACCUCAUUAAAUAUGGCAUACUUAUAUCUCCAAUAAAGUGGGUGUCCUUCAUGUUAGAGGAGGCAUCUAUAUGGAACUGGCCAAAUUUCGCCAUGGUUCUGCUAUCAAACAUCACAAUAAUGGUUGUUUUCCUGAUGGAAAAGAUUCUGGAGAAAGGCUACCUGGGCAACUAUUUCGCGGCUGUCUUCUAUUGUAUACUUAUUCCGGCGCACUUAGCUGUUCCUGCUGCAUUCACGCUGGUUCUUAAGGGUAAUCCACUAUGUUCUGUCUGCGCUCUAUCCGUUUUUGUGAUUGAGUCGCUGAAAUUAGUGUCGUAUGUCCACGUGAACUAUUGGUGUAGAUGUGCUCGCCUCGAGAAAGCCGUUGAGUCGAAAAAGGAAGAUAUCACCAGGCACGAGCUGUCGCCACCUGAGAUGGCUUCAUUGUAUCCCGCAUCACUGAACCUCUGUGAUCUCUAUUACUUCAUGUUGGCUCCAACCCUAUGUUACGAGCUCAAAUUUCCGCGAUCUGUUCGACGACGGAAGUGGUUUCUCAUCAAAAGAUUCGUCGAGUUGGUAUUCCUUACAUUUUUGGUAGCAGCUUUGGUACAGCAGUGGAUUGUUCCAACUGUGCACAAUAGCAUGCGCCCACUUAACGAAAUGGAAUUUGGCAGAAGUCUUGAGAGGCUCUUAAAAUUGGCAAUACCUAAUAUUGUCAUAUGGUUGAUUGGCUUUUACACAAUAUUUCACGCGAUGCUGAAUUUGAUCGCGGAAGUGCUGCGGUUUGCAGACAGGGAAUUCUAC